AUGGCAAAGGUUAAAGCUAGUUAGAUACAUGGAAACCACAUCUUGAAAUUCCCUUUCAUUGCUAUGGCAAUGCAAACCCUUUCUUCUUACCCAGCUGAGUUGUUACAUUAAUCAGGAUGUAGCCUAAUGCAUCUCACACUGGUUAAGGUUUGCCUCCAUCCAGUUUUUAGAACCCUAGGGUACUUUAUGGGCUGAUACCUAACACAGGACACACAACUCACAUUUACAACUCUCACAUUUACAACAAUUGUUUUAAAAAGCAAGUUGUCCUUUCAAGUCAGGAUCUGGGCAUACGCCUACUGGUAUGAGCACAGAGUCCUAAAUGUAGCUUGCUACUGUUGAGAGAGUAUGUAGUAUCGGGUCAAAAAGGUUUCGGGUCAAUUUCUCCCUCUUUCUUUCUCUUUCUCCAUCUCUUUUUGUUUUAUCUCUUUCUCCAGAGAGGAUCAGAUGAACUGAUAUCAAGCAGUGUCUACAACAGUGGUUCUGACAGUAUCACUGGUAAGUUCGCUGUUCCUUUGCCAGUCCCCUCUGAAUGGUCAUUUGAUCGUGUUCCAACGGCAUUCAAAUAAGUCAAAAGGAUUAAUGAAUGUUUGAAGUCGAACGGCUGUAUUGGUGAGUGUCUUUCCCCGCGGGAGGUGUUUCGGUAUCUGUAGGUGCGACUGAAAGAGAGAUGCUGUGCAUUUCAAUAGGGCUAUAUCUCUUCAGAACAUGGCUGUAAUGUCUUGGAGAAACUAUAGUAAGGUAGGAGCUGAAGAGAAUGUAGCCAGACUCUGGUUGGCUGAGAAAGUUACUGUAUUAAUGUAUUCUGUAGGUCCUUCAAAUCUAUAUCUAGAAAGCCUCAACAUACACUGAGUGUACAAAACAUUAAGAACACCUGCCCUUUCCAUGACAUAGACUGACCAGUUGAAUCCAGGUGUAAGCUAUGAUCCAUUAUUGAUGUCACUUGUUAAAUCCACUUCAAUCAGUGUAGAUGAAGGGGACAAGACGGGUUAAAUAAUACAUUUUUGAGACAUGGAUUGUGUAUAUGUGCCAUUCAGACAGUGAAUGGGCAAGACUAAAUAUUUAGGAGUGCCUUUGAACGGGAUAUGGUAGUAGGUGCAAGGCGCACCGGUUUGAGUGUGUCAAGAACUCCAACGGUGCUGGGUUUUUCACGCUCACAGUUUCCAGUGUGUAUCAAGAAUGGUCCAUCACCCAAAGGACAUCCAGCCAAGUUGACACAACUGUGGGAAGCAUUUGAGUCAACAUGGGCCAGCAUCCCCGUGGAACGCUUUCGACACCUUGUAGAGUCCAUGCCCCGAUGAAUCAAGGCUGUUCUGCGGGCAAAAGAGAGAAGGGGGGGGGUGUUCCUAAUGUUUUGUACGCUCAGUGUAAAUUGCAUUCAGAUGCAAAAUAUAAUGUUACACUUAUUUUUAAAUGUUUGAGAAUGAAACACUAACACUGAAGUUCAGUUAUGACUUGUUUCCGUCCAUCGUAAGAGGAUGGACUGUGGUGGUGUUAGUUUCCGUGCUCCUCUCAAGGAAGUGGGUGUUUUGUGCUUUCUGGUGGGCGGCUUUAGAGCAGAGCAGAGCAGGAUUGGGAUAAUAGAAGCUUCUGUCUUUUUUCUAUCUAGAUGGGACAGCCAAUGGGAACGACAGUAAAGCCAAUGGGAGCGACAGUAAAAAGCUAAGAGUGGAAGACCGGAUGGAAGCUCCUCCCUCUCGUGUGCUGCACAUCAGAAAACUGCCCAAUGAAACUUCAGAAUCGGAGGUCAUUGCCCUGGGGUUACCUUUCGGGAAGGUCACCAAUAUCCUGACGCUUAAGGGGAAAAACCAGGUGAGUGGGCCCAGAUAGAGGAACAGGCGACGCGACGGAUGUUUUACUCCGCCCCCAAAAUCUUUACACAAAAAAAAAAUUUGCCCACGAAGGGAGGAAUUUUUGUAUGCAGGUCAAUGAGUGUCGCAUUUGGUCAACAAAAAAAUGUAAUUGCUAAUUUUGCUACGUGAGCCUUAUUUGUUCUAAUUGAAGUUUCGUACUGGUUAGGUUGUUACGAAUGCACUGAUAUAAGUGGAUACGUGGGGGAUAGUGCGAGAGAGGGUGGAUGAGGAGGAGGCUUGGCUUUGAAGCGCUGGCCAUCUUGUUAUGAAAUGCGUUAUCUCAAUUAGGUCCACAGAGUUAUACCUACGGAGGAGUGGCUUCUAUGAAGGAACUUUGAAUGUCUUAACUUCCGAAAGUUAACGUUGGACUAACAAGCUUGUGUGUGCAGAGUGGCAUUAAUCACCAUGUUUCCUUCAUUUAUGUCCCACUCCCUGCAUAUAACGUAUUUUAUGAUACCAUUUAGUCACAUUUUGCGACCCUUUGACUUGGCUGUGCAAGUUUUUUUAAAUGUAGGAGGCUAAAACCAUGAUUUGGUCAAACGGUAAAGUACAUUAUCCUCAUGAUUCCUGUAAUGAGUGUCUACCUGCCUGCCCCUGUACCUGUUUCGCUGGUUGUCGAGCGAACCGCUCUUUUCCCGGGGAGAAUGAAGUGUUCGGAUUGUAUAACAAAAAUCAAAUUGCCUGGAAAACACAGCUAUCCUGUUGUCACAGUUGAAGAAAGGAGGUUAUCAGCUUUCUGUAGGUAUGGAUUCUUUUUUUUUCUUCUCCGUGCUCAAUAACAGCUAUCUUACAGCCAAGAUAUUUGAUAUGGCUUUGAGAUACGGAGCGAGCGAACUGCGUUUUGGCCAUUGCGAUUUCCUAGGCCGCAUUGAGUGGUAGGCUACAACGGCAAUGUUCUUUUGGACAUUAAAAAAAAUGUUUACUGUUAGGUUAAUACAUGGCUACUAGCAGUGGGUAUUAUAUUUACAGUUAGCGAUCUAGAUAAUGUGUUUUGAGUUUCUAGUUAUUCAGGUGGUGAAUUAGCCCCAAAAUAAAUGAGGCUGUGAUAUUAGUGCACAUAAAGACGUAGGCAAAUUCAUUCUAUUGAACAUUCUAAAAAAAACUUUAAAAAAAAACUAACAGUAAAAUAUAAUACAAAUAUAAAACAUUUUAUUUUUUGGGGUGCCACCAAAUCAUUGGCUGGUGCCUCCAACUGGAAAAACCUUAGUGCCACCAGGGGAAAGUAUAGUCUGGCGCCUUAGAUACAGACAUGGUACAGUUUUUUAUUUGAAUUGAACUGUAUCAUUUCUGUAUCGUAAGACUUCCAUAGAAUGCCAUUAGGUAUAUAGCCUAACAGAACUCUAAAUGCUGUUCUUGUCCAUUUUGGUCUUCAGGCUUUCUUGGAGCUGGGGACAGAGGAAGCAGCAAUAACCAUGGUGAACUACUACUCCACUGUGACACCUCAUGUUCGUAACGUCCCCGUAUUCAUCCAGUACUCCAACCACAAAGAACUCAAAACAGAUAGUGGAAACCAGCGGGCCCAGGCGGUCCUGCAGGCGGUGUCGGCGGUCCAGGGGGGAGGUACUCCUACAUCAGAUCUAACGGAGGCGUCCAGCCCUGUGCUCAGAAUAAUCAUUGACAACAUGUUCUACCCAGUCACUCUGGAUGUGCUGCAACAGGUACCUUCCUAUUCUAAUAGGUUUGUCAGGGUCAGAGGGCAGAUUUUAUAAAUGCAAUUAAAUUUAUUAUAAUUUUUUUGUGGUUGUGCUCCGUUUUGUACAGACAUGAUCCGAAUCAAUGGCGCCGUACUGCAUGGCCUCCGUUUUGCUAUUUGUGAUUAUUUUGUAGUUUUUUAAUUUUUCACGGAAUGUAUGCGCUAUUAAUUCUUACAACCGACAAUAACUUUUGAACAUCAGAUUGGCAGUUACUUACCCCAAUUCCGGCUUCAACUUCGACUCAUGGGGCGCUCUGUAAUUCCGACCCAGUUUUCCGGCUACCCAAGAGGAAACGCCGGCGUUAGAGGCAAGGGGGAGGGGAUCCUGGUGAGAUUAAGGAGAAGGGGAAAACCGUCAAUCAGAUCAUGACUCCGUACUCCUGCUUCCUGUUUACAAGCAGAAACACAAACAGGAAGUACCCGUGACUCGCUCCGUUGAGAGGUGGUCACCAGAAUCCGAGGUUAUGCUACAGGACUGCUUUGCUAACGCUGGCUGGAAUACGUUCAGAGACUCCGCCGAUAACAUGGACGAGAUAACCACCUCCGUCACUGGCUUCAUUAGAAAAUGCAUCGGCGACGUUGUACCCACGGUGAGGGGACGCUGCUUCCCCAAUCAAAAGCCCUGGAUUAACACCAAGGUUGGCACUAAACUGAAGGACAGGGCUACCGCACAGAGUUAUCGUAGAUCAGGGUUUCCCAAAGUCGGUCUUUGGACCCCCCAUCCUUGGUGCACGUUUUAGUUUUUUGCCCUAGCACAACACAGCUGAUUCAAAUAAACGACUCAUCAUCAAGAUUUGAUUAUUUGAAUCAGCUGUGUAGUGCGAGGGCAAAAAACUAAACGUGCACCCGGGGGAGGCCUCUGGACCGACUUUGGGAAACCUUGUCGUAGACAACCCUGAGGCUACGGCUGAGGACAGGAAGUCCCGCUAUGACCUCCAGAUUCAUCAAACGAGCAGAAGGACAAUAAAGGAAUAAGGUGGAGAUAUACUGCACAGGCUCUGACGCCCGCCGCAGGUGGCAGGGGGCUACAGUCCAUUACGGAUUACAAAGGAAGACCCAACUGAUCUGCCCAAUGAUGCCUCUCUACCAGACCAACUGAAUGCAUUUUAUGCACGCCACAUCAUGCCGGGUCUGAGGGCCGUCACAGACCCAGAGGAUUGAGUGAUCUCACUCUCCGGGGCCGACGUGAGAAAGGCCUUCAAUCAGGUCAACACCCCGCCUGGCGUUAUUCCAGGGCAUGUUUCUCAGAACAUGAGCAGAACAGCUGGCGUGCAUAUUCACUGUCAUUUACAACCUCCACCUUGACCCAAUCUGUAAUCUCCAAAUGUUUUAAAGAUGGCCGCCAUCAUUCCUGUCCCCAAGAACUCUUAAUGCUUCAUGCCGCAAUGGCUACCGCCCUGUAGCACUCACUUCUGUAAUCAUGAAGGGCUUUGAGAAGCUGGUUAUGACACACAUUAACACCACCAUCCCAGACACCCUAGACCCACUCCAAUUUGCAUACCGCCCCAACAGAUCCAUAGAUGAGGCAAUCUCAAUUGCUCUCCACACUGCCCUCACCCACCUAGAUAAGAGGAAUACCUAUGUGAGAAUGCUGUUCAUUGACUACAGCUCAGCGUUCAACGCCAUUGUCCCCUCCAAGCUCGACACCAAACUUAGGACUCUGGGUCUGAACACCUCCCCCUUCAACUGGAUCCUGGACUUCCUGACGGGCCGACCCCAUGUGGUGAGGGUAGCCACGCUGACAGGGGUGUGUGCUUAGUCCCCUCCAGUACUCCCUGUUCACCCACGGCUGCGUGGCCAAGCACGACUCCAACUUCGUGGAGGUUGUAUUUUCAAUAUUUUGUAUUGUUAUUUUCUUUUUUUUUUAAUUGUCAGAUCUUCUCAAAGUUUGGCACUGUCAUGAAGAUAAGCCGUAUAGUCUAUUCUCUCUGUUUCCACGCGGCAAGCGGUACCUGUGCAUCAAGUCUGGCGCUAACAGCCUCUUGAACAGCUUCUAUCAACAAUCAAUAAGACUGAUUAAUAGCUAACACAAUAGUUACACACUAUCUUUAUUGACCUUUUACUUUUAAUUUAAUAUUUGUCUCUAUUCACACCACACACUGUCACUCCAACACACACGCACUCCAUCAUUUUCUCACUCACACAUAAUAUGCACAUACAUUUAUACUGACUCUACACACCCACUCACAUACAAGCUGCUGCUACUCUGUUUAUCUUAUAUCCUGUUGCCUAGUCACCUUACAUAUCUACCUCCAUCACUCCAGUAUCCCUGCACAUUGUAAAUAUGGUACAGGAACUGACUGACCCUGUAUAUACACGGCUCAAAAAAAUAAAGGGAACACUUAAACAACACAUCCUAGAUCUGAAUGAAUGAAAUAAUCUUAUUAAAUACUUUUUUCUUUACAUAGUUGAAUGUGCUGACAACAAAAUCACACACAAAAUUAUCAAUGGAAAUCAAAUGUAUCAACCCAUGGAGGUCUGGAUUUGGAGUCACCCUCAAAAUUAAAGUGGAAAACCACACUACAGGCUGAUCCAACGUUGAUGUAAUGUCCUUAAAACAAGUCAAAAUGAGGCUCAGUAGUGUGUGUGUGUGGCCUCCACGUGCCUGUAUGACCUCCCUACAACGGCUGGGCAUGCUCCUGAUGAGGUGGCAGAUGGUUUCCUGAGGAAUCUCCUCCCAGACCUGGACUAAAGCAUCCGCUAACUCCUGGACAGUCUGUGGUGCAACGUGGCGUUGGUGGAUGGAGCAAGACAUGAUGUCCCAGAUGUGCUCAAUUGGAUUCAGGUCUGGGGAACCUGGGCCAGUCCAUAGCAUCAAUGCCUUCCUCUUGCAGGAACUGCUGACACACUCCAGCCACAUGAGGUCUAGCAUUGUCUUGCAUUAGGAGGAACCCAGGGCCAACCGCACCAGCAUAUGGUCUCACAAGGGGUCUGAGGAUCUCAUCUCGGUACCUAAUGGCAGUCAGGUUACCUCUGGCGAGCACAUGGAGGGCUGUGCGGCCCCCCAAAGAAAUGAUACCCCACACCAUGACUGACCCACCGCCAAACCGGUCAUGCUGGAGGAUGUUGCAGGCAGCAGAACGUUCUCCACGGCGUCUCCAGACUCUGUCACGUCUGUCACGUGCUCAGUGUGAACCUGCUUUCAUCUGUGAAGAGUACAGGGCGCCAGUGGCGAAUUUGCCAAUCUUGGUGUUCUCUGGCAAAUGCCAAACGUCCUGCACGGUGUUGGGCUGUAAGCACAACCCCCACCUGUGGACGUCGGGCCCUCAUACCACCCUCAUGGAGUCUGUUUCUGACCAUUUGAGCAGACACAUGCACAUUUGUGGCCUGCUGGAGGUCAUUUUGCAGGGACUCUGACAGUGCUCCUCCUGCUCCUCCUUGCACAAAGGCGGAGGUAACAGUCCUGCUGCUGGGUUGUUGCCCUCCUACGGCCUCCUCCACAUCUCCUGAUGUACUGGCCUGUCUCCUGAUAGCGCCUCCAUGCUCUGGACACUACGCUGACAGACACAGCAAACCUUCUUGCCACAGCUCGCAUUGAUGUGCCAUCCUGGAUGAGCUGCGCUACCUGAGCCACUUGUGUGGGUUGUAGACUCCGUCUCAUGCUACCACUAGAGUGAAAGCACUGCCAUCAUUCAAAAGUGACCAAAACAUCAGCCAGGAAGCAUAGGAACUGAGAAGUGGUCUGUGUUCACCACCUGCAAAACCAGUCCUUUAUUGGGGGUGUCUUGCUAAUUGCCUAUAAUUUCCACCUGUUGUCUAUUCCAUUUGCACAACAGCAUGUGGAAUUUAUUGUCAAUCAGUGUUGCUUCCUAAGUGGACAGUUUGAUUUCACAGAAGUGUGAUUUACCUGGAGUUACAUUGUGUUGUUUAAGUGUUCCCUUUAUUUUUUUGAGCAGUGUAGUAACCUUACCACUAUACAUAUCUACCUCCAUCACUCCAGUAUCCCUACACAUUGUAAAUAUGUUACUGGAACUGACCCUCUAUAUAGUAAGUUUACUUACUUUCUCGUGUUCAGGAGUAAAUGUCAGUUGGCUUUUCAUAGCCGAGCAUUCAGAGGUCAAGGACAGCAGGUGCGGUAGAGAGCGCAGCAGGUCCGGAACAAGGUAGCACGUCCGGUGAACAGGUCAUGGUUCCAUAGCCACAGGCAGAACAGUUGAAACUGGAGCAGCAGCACGACCAGGUGGACUGGGGACAGCAAGGAGUCAUCAGGCCAGGUAGUCCUGAGGCAUGGUCCUAGGGCUCAGGUCCUCCGGGAGGGGAGGGAGAGAGAGAGAGGGCGAGAGAGAUAAUUAGAGGGAGCAUACUUAAAUUCACACAGGACACCGGAUAAGACAGGAGAAUAACACCAUAUAUAACAGACUGACCCUAGCCCCCCGGCACAUAGACUCUUGCAGUAUAGAUCCUGGAGGCUGAGACGGGGGGGGGGGGGGGGUCAGGGGACACUGUGGCCCCGUCCGACGAUACCCCCGGACAGUGCCAACCAGGCAGGAUAUAACCCCACCCACUUUGCCAAAGCACAGCCCCCACACCACCAGAGGGAUAUCAACAGACCACCAACCUACUACCCUGAGACAAGGCUGAGUAUAGCCCACAAAGAUCUCCCACCGCACGAGCCCGAGGGGGCGACAAAUUGGACGGGAAGAUCACGUCAGUGACUCAACCCACUCAAGUGACGCACCCCUCCUAGGGACGGCAUGGAAAGCACCAGUAAGCCAGUGACUCAGCCCCCGUAAUAGGGUCAGAGGCAGAUAAUCCCAGUGGAGAGACGGGAGCCGGCCAGGCAGAGACGAUGCUUUGCCGUUCACAUAGUUAUUGAUUAUUCCAUUGUUGGGUUUUGAGUUUGCAAGAAAGGCGUUUCACUGUACUUGUGCAUAUGACAUUACAACUUGAAACUUGACUACCUCUUCUGCCCUUACCUCAUUGCAGAAAUUAGGGUGUUUUUUUAAAAGUGGCUUUUAAUAUUACAUCUGAUUUGUCAAAUAUCAGCUACUUCGUGGAGGUUGUAUUUUCAAUAUUUUGUAUUGUUAUUUUCUGUUUUUUUUAUUGUCAGAUCUUCUCAAAGUUUGGCACUGUCAUGAAGAUAAUCACAUUCACCAAGAACAAUCAGUUCCAGGCCCUGCUGCAGUUCAACGACCCACCGACUGCCCAGCAAGCCAAAGUAGUGAGUGGGACUUCUCGUAGCACGUAACAAAUUGAUAAUGAACAGAGUUUUACCAUUUUCAUUGCACGUUGGCGUAUAUGUACAUUUGUAUACUUGCUAUUUUGAUUGAGUUCUGCGAAGAUUUCCAAUAUACAGUACUUAUCAUUACACAUGGCAAAUAGACUCAACUGGAAUCGUUCCAUUGCUCCUCAGGCCCUGGAUGGACAGAACAUCUACAACUCGUGCUGUACACUCCGCAUCGACUACUCCAAGCUGGUCAACCUGAACGUCAAGUACAACAACGACAAGAGCCGUGACUACACCCGGCCAGAGCUCCCUGCCGGGGACGGACAGCCUGCCAUAGACCCCAACAUGGCUGCUGCCUUCCAAGGCAAGGACUCCAACUCUCUGCUCGGUAAGAUCCCCGGUAGCUCCUCCUCUCUUCUUUGGGGUCAGGAAGUUGGGAGGUGUUGGAAGCUCGACACUGGUUUAGGGGGCGAGCUCUGCUUUUUCCAUCUGGUUCUGUGUGGGGUCUAUCUCUCUGCUCAUGUUUGUUAACAUCAUCCUUGGCCAGUGUCAGGUGGAAUCACUAUUUCUGGACCGACUGUACCUGACUGCCAGGGAGAGAACGUUUUGUUUUUUACCUCGCCCGGGUCUCUGGCUGGGCGGAGUUUGCACGUUUUCGACCAUUCCGUUGGUCCUAAAGGGAAAUCUGUGCCCUCGCUAGCCCAGGGUGAGACUAAAUCCUGACCCCUCUGGCGUCUCCAGGUGCCCUGAGCCCGCUGAAUGCUGCGGCUGCGGCUGCUGCUGCUGCGGGGAGGGUGGCUCUGUCUGGUCACUCUGGUUCCGGCGGCGUGCUCCUGGUCUCCAACCUCAACGAAGAGGUCAGUAAUGAUCUACCUACCUACCCACCCACCCCCUCCAGACGUAGGCCAAACACUUCUCACAAACCAACACUCAUUUAUUUCUCUCUCUCUCUCGCUCAAUCGUCCUCUCGCUCACUUUCUCCCUCUUGCUGUUUCUCUCUCUCUCCGUUCUCUCUGUCUCUCUGUCUGUCUCUCUCUGUCUGUCUCUCUCUCCAAUCUCUCUCUCUCUCUCUCUCUCUCUCUCUCUCUCUCUCUCUCUCUCUCCUUCUCUCUCUCUCCUCUCUCUCUCCUGUCUCCAUCCUCUCUCUCCUUCUCUCUCUGUCUCCAACUCUCUCCCUGCUGUCUCUGUUCACUUCUUCUCUCCUCUCUCUUGCUUUCUGUCUCUCUCCUCUUCUGCCCGUGAAUAACUCGCUCUGUCUCUGUCUAAACUCUACUCAUCUGUCACCCAUCCUCUCCUGUCUGCUGCUUUCUCUGUCUGCGUGUUAAUUCCUGUCUAAUCUCUCCUCUGUCUGCCGUGUUACCUGCUAAUCUUCCUCUGUCUGCCGUGUUAACACUGUCUAAUCUCUCCUCUGUCUGCCGUGUUAACACUGUCUAAUCUCUCCUCUGUCUGCCGUGUUGAUCUGAAACUGGUUAACACUGUCUAAUCUCUCCUCUCUCUGGCUCUAUGAUAUCUUGGUCUUGUCUGAAUCACUCCUAUUCUCUUUUUCCAACUGAAAUGUAACUCUGGCUCUCUCCUCUCUUUCUCUAUGGAGAGGACCCCAUAUUUCAGAUACUUUGACUUGCGGAUACUAUUUUGGCCCCACACCCUCUUUUUAACGUGUAUGUCUGUGGGGCCAAACAUGAUCUGUGAGUGUCUACCAGGUGGUUUCAUGUCUGUUCUUGCAUGUCCAUGCUACUAAACUGAGAUUUGAGUGAUCUUUUGUACUAAUUGUCCUCAUUUCAUACCCGUUUACUAAAGCACAGAAUGAUCCUGAACUUCGAGCUCUAGCCUACCACAUGCCUUUUUUGUUUCUUUUUUUGCUAGUCUGUAGCUCCUGUGGUUAUGAUUUGACAUUGACUGUACCUUUCUAUGUUUGUCAAAGGGAUGAUUACAUUUGGCACAAUUGAUUUGCUUGUUUAGUUCUGACUAAGUACAUGAACCAGUCAUAGUCUGACCAAACUCCUGCAUCAUUUCCAGUGUACUGACCUGUAUUUUAAUUUUUGUCCCCCUCCCUCACUGUUUUUUUUUUUUUUACAUUUGCAUUUGCCCUCCCUUCCUCCCUCCCCACCUACCUACCCUUCAUCCUUCCCUUCCCCCUCUCUCUCUCUCGCUCUCUUCCCCCCAUCUUUUCCCUUUGCUUCAUCCCCCCCCUCCCCCCCUCUCUCUCUCUCUCUCUCCCCCAUCUUUUCCCUUUGCUUCAUCGCUCCCCCUCUCUCUCUACCCCAUCUUUCCCCUUUGCUUCAUCCCUCCCCUCUCUCUCGCUCUCUCCCCCCCAAUCUUUUCCCUUUUUGCUUCAUCCCUCCCUCCCUAUAACCCCCUCUUCAUGCUUGGUGCUUGAACAAAACCUGUUCCCUUGGACCAACCUUAUCCCCAAAUUAACUGCCUUGAACCAUACUCCAUGACCACCACCCACCAUUCUACGGGAAACCACCCUCCUCCGUUAUGGAUGAUCUGUCCAUCUCCGCUCCGCUCUCUACCUCCGCUCCGACUCUUCUACCUGUCUACCUGUCUUCUGCUGCUUUGCUCUUCUCUCCUUCUAAAGAUGGUUACGCCCCAAAGUCUGUUUACCCUCUUCGGUAUGUUGUUAGCGGCUCUCGCUCUCUUCUUCUGUCGGUUAUUUCAGUUCUAA
Messenger RNA from Coregonus sp. 'balchen', 11381 nucleotides. The record is from the annotation of a GenBank genome assembly. NCBI's taxonomy places the organism in Eukaryota, Metazoa, Chordata, Actinopteri, Salmoniformes, Salmonidae.